UGUAGCGUACCCCUGCGACAACUACCGACGAGGAAGAAAACCAAAUUUUUUUUGGUGCGCAGAAGAAGAAGAAGAAGAAGAGCGCAUGCGCGCAGAGCUCAAAUCCAACGAGCUGCCCGAUUCUGCUCUCCCGAUUCCAAUCCUCCUUCGCGUCCCGAAGCUGAACCGGACUCCGAUCUCGAGCUGAUCCGAUUCCGAGUCCGUCGGUGCGCGUCGAUUCGCAUUCCAUGGGAGCUCCAUUGCUCGAUCGCUGAAGCCCCGCCGCCGAUCAGUGCGCGGCCCCGCGGCCCCCCGCCGCGAUGGCUUCCUGGCUUAAAGCAGCCGAAGAUUUGUUUGAAGUUGUUGAUCGAAGGGCAAAGCUGGUCGUUAAUGAUUUGGCAGAAGAGCAGAAGAAUUCACCAGCUUCUAAUGGGCAAGGAUCUCAAGCCAAGAGGACAAAGCAACGGAAAAAGGCUGUUAAGCAUGCUUCUUCAACUGAAAAUCCCAGAGAAAUUGAUACUGCAGAGGAGCAUAGUACUAUCCAAAGUCCACAUAAAGAUGCCAAACCUGAUGGAGACACCUCCUCUGGUUUAGUUGAAAAUGAGGGGAGCCAUUUGCAUAAGCCAAUUACUUUAACAGUUGAUGAACAUUUCAAUGACCUAAACAAAGAUGUACCUGUUGAAGGCAAUGCAACAUCUCCAGAGAAGCAGGCGGAUAACAUGAUCAACCAUGAGCUGCGUAAUGAUGAAGUUCCAGCAGCUGAACCAAUUGUUGAGACUCCUGAGUCAAGUCUAAGUGAUGACCUUGUCAAUAAAAAUGCUCCAGAUGCCCGUGAUGAACGCUCUGCCUCACCCCUGCCUACUAAAGUAGCUGAGGUUGCUGAUGAAGAUGGUUCGGUUGAUAAACGGAAAAUUAUUGAAGUGGAAGCAGCAAAUGCUCCUACAAAAAUUGAACAGGAAAAGUCUCAAACUGCAGUCAAUGAAGUUCCCAGUAGCAAUGGGGGUGAAAUGAAAAACGCUAAUCAAAUUGUUGGAUCUUCACCCAAGAGAGAGAAGAACUCAGAGCACAAAGAGCCAGCUUCAAUGCAAUUGCAGGAGCAGCUUGACGAGGCUCAAGGUCUUCUCAAAACUGCAACUUCCACUGGUCAGUCUAAAGAGGCCAGGUUAGCUAGGGUUUGUACUGGACUUCAAUCCCGUCUUCAGGAAUACAAAUUAGAAAACCAACAGCUUGAGGAACUUCUUACUUCAGAGAGAGAGCUCAGUAAAUCAUAUGAGGCUCAUAUAAAGCAGCUCCAGCAAGAUUUAUCUGCAGCUAAGAAUGAAGCCACAAGAGUAGAGUCAAGCAUGGCCGAAGCCCUUAUGGCAAAAAAUUCUGAAAUUGAAGCACUUCUCAAGUCAGUAGAUUCCCUGAAGACACAACUUGCUUUAUCUGAAGGAAAUCUGGCUUCAAUGCAGGUGAAUAUGGAAUCUAUCAUGAGAAAUCGAGAAUUGACUGAGACGAGGAUGAUGCAAGCCCUUCGUGAGGAGCUGGCUUCUGCAGAAAGGAGGGCAGAAGAAGAGCGUGCAGCACAUAAUGCUAGCAAAAAGGCUGCCAUGGAAAGGGAAGUAGAAUUAGAACACAGAGCUGUUGACUCAUCCACGGCACUCGCAAGAAUCCAGCGGACCAUAGAUGAGAGGACUGCUAGGAUAGCCGAACUUGAGCAGCAAAAGGCCCUUCUGGAGGUUGAAAAUUCAUCCUUAAAUCAAGAAUUGCACGAUAUGGAAGCCCGUGUUCGACGUGAACAAAAGAAGUCACCAGAAGAGACAAAUAAACUGAUUCAGAUGCAGGCGUGGCAGGAAGAAGUAGCAUCCGCUCGUCGAGGCCAGAGAGAUGCAGAGAACAAGGUUUCCACUAUGGAGGCUGAAUUGCAAAAGAUGAAGGUUGAAGUGGCUGCCAUGAAGAGGGAUGCUGAGCACUAUUCUCGUCAGGAGCAUAUGGAGCUUGAGAAGCGUUAUCGUGAGCUUACUGAUCUAUUGUACUACAAGCAAACACAACUAGAAACCAUGGCUAGUGAAAAGGCUGCGGCAGAAUUUCAAUUGGAAAAGGAACUGAAGCGUACUCAAGAAGCACAGGUAGAGGCAGAAAGAAGUAGGGUUUCACGCAGAGCUUCAUCGUCAUGGGAAGAGGAUGCUGAAAUGAAAGCGCUCGAGCCUCUUCCCUUGCAUCACCGUCAUAUGGCUGGGGCAAGCAUACAAUUGCAAAAGGCAGCUAAAUUGUUAGAUUCCGGCGCUGCAAGGGCAACUAGAUUUCUUUGGAGAUACCCAACAGCUCGGCUGCUUCUACUUUUUUACCUGGUAUUUGUACAUCUCUUCUUGAUGUAUCUUCUGCAUCACCUUCAGGAACAAGCAGACAAAUUUUCUGCCAGUGAAGUCGCAGAGUCUAUGGGACUUGCCAACCCCACGUUACCGUGAUUGUCUGGGCUUGUCAGCCGUUGGUCCUUAAGCGUGAUAUAUCUCCUUUACCCUUAAAAUACUCAAGAGUGGCUUCAAAGAACGCAUAGACGAUAAGAAAGUGUCCACCUAGACUCCAGACGACCCAAACUCCAGACGAGAACUCAGGUGAUCGAGAAGCCUCAGUGGAGGAAGCCCUUCACUCUCUAACUUAAAUCAUUCGUCCAGCAUUCUUUGAAGUCAUAGUCAUAUUCCUUGAAAUUCAAAUAUCGUUUUUUCGAUUGCCCCAGAAAUACGAAGUAUUCUCAUUGUCUGAACUGGACAGGACCAGGUCCCUAAUUCCAGUCAUCUCAAUUUUUUUUUGCUAACCCCCUUAUUUUACUUUGAACUUAUAGGUGGAUGUCUUUGUUUUAUCUGGACUAUGCGACUUGACAGUGAUAUAAUGUGUAUAUACAAGGUAGUUCAAAAAUUUUCUUGUGUCGAA
This is a messenger RNA of Eucalyptus grandis, 2892 nucleotides long. Its product is annotated as golgin candidate 1. The transcript has 21 exons. Gene Ontology annotation, biological process: Golgi organization; retrograde transport, vesicle recycling within Golgi. Gene Ontology annotation, cellular component: Golgi membrane; Golgi cisterna. The coding region runs from base 300 to 2429 and encodes 709 amino acids. The record is from RefSeq and is a predicted model, not a curated record. Lineage: Eukaryota; Viridiplantae; Streptophyta; Magnoliopsida; Myrtales; Myrtaceae.